Lingula anatina is the source of this 2061-nucleotide messenger RNA. Its product is annotated as digestive cysteine proteinase 2. Gene Ontology annotation, molecular function: cysteine-type peptidase activity. NCBI's taxonomy places the organism in Eukaryota, Metazoa, Brachiopoda, Lingulata, Lingulida, Lingulidae. Gene Ontology annotation, biological process: proteolysis. The record is from RefSeq and is a predicted model, not a curated record.
GUAUGUCAUGUGACUUUGAGAAACCUGCACAUGACUUCCAAGAUGACGGUGCGAGCGGUUGUGUUGUUAAUCUGCCUCACAGGAGUGCUGGCUGCUCCACAGAAGAAGGCCACACCACCAUCAUUUGGUAAAUCUUACACAGUGGCAGGAACUCUAAGUCUUCCCUAUGCAGAGCUGGAGGAGCCUUUCUUUGUGUAUUUUGAUGCAGCUGCAACAAAGAGCAAGAUUGAAAUGUACAAUGGAUUGACUGUGUCCAUCAUGAGGGGUGAUGUAGGACCCUAUGGCAGCAGCUUCAAGAUCGCUUACAUGACCACCGACACUGUGAUGAACAAGAAGUCAUGUUUCCAAGUCAAUGGGACCUCAGAUUCACCAGUGAAGUCCCAGUCUAUCCUCCCUGAUCUUACUGGAUUCCAGCUGAUCACACAAGGUAUGUCAUAUAAUGGGCAGACUGUGGAUGUUUGGCAGAAUGUCACAGUGAGAGGACAGAAGAAGAACACCUACACCUUCAUGGUAACUACUGGGUCUAAUCCAGCACCAGUUAGAUAUGAGAUGCGUGGUUAUGAUUCCCUGCUGGGCUCCCACUAUGACAAAUACUAUGUUGAUUAUAUGAACUUCAACAACAAGGACCCCAUUGAUCCAAAAAAGUUUGACCCACCACAAGGCAUGGCAUGCACAGGUUUUCCAGGCCCUGGUGCUGCAGAGGGCAGGGCCAUCAUGAACCCUAUGGCAGAGUACAUCAACAAUGAUGAUAACCAUAUCCGUGAAAUGUUUGAACAUUUCAAAACAACACACAAGAAAGAUUACAAGACCAUCCAUGAACAUGAGACAAGGAAAAUGUACUUCAGGAAAAAUGUGAGGUUCAUUCACUCCAAAAACAGAGCUGGCCUUGGGUAUAGUCUGGCUGUGAAUCAUUUGGCAGACAAGAGUGAAAAAGAAUUGAAAAUAAUGAGAGGUUACAGACACUCGAACGUCUACAAUGGAGGACUGGCAUUUAACAAGGCUCUGUAUAAAAACCAAGUCAGACCAGAUCAAAUGAACUGGAGGCUGAAAGGUGCUGUGACCCCUGUCAAAGACCAGGCAGUGUGUGGGUCAUGUUGGAGCUUCGGCACUGCAGGGACUAUAGAGGGCGCUUACUUCCUCAAGACUGGAAAUCUUGUGCGUCUGUCCCAGCAGGAGCUGAUGGACUGUUCUUGGGGUGAAGGGAACAAUGGCUGUGAUGGAGGUGAGGACUUCAGGUCGUACCAGUGGAUCAUGAAACAUGGCGGACUGACCACCGAGGAGAUGUAUGGCCCAUACCUGGCGGUGGAUGGUAUGUGUCACUAUAAGAAUGUCACCCCUGUAGCCGUCAUUAAAAGCUAUGUCAAUGUGACCUCUGGAGAUGCUGAAGCCUUGGAGAUGGCCAUCUUUAACAAUGGCCCCGUCUCCGUGGCUAUCGAUGCUGCCCACCUCUCUCUCUCAUUCUAUGCAAAUGGUGUUUACUAUGAACCCAAAUGUGGUAACAAGCCUGAUGACCUGGACCAUGCAGUGCUGGCUGUGGGGUAUGGCACCAUGAACGGACAGAGGUACUGGCUGAUCAAGAACUCCUGGUCCACAUACUGGGGAAAUGAUGGCUAUGUUCUCAUGGCUCAGAAGGACAACAACUGUGGAGUGACUACUUCACCAACAUAUGUUAAUUUAAAAUGAGCCAUGUUACAGUUUGCUGUGGUAAUUCACUACCACUCGUGAUAGUCCCUUGGACUGUGUUACAAUAUAGCUUUGUAAUAUCACCCUCCGAUUUUUAUCUUCAUAAUAAUGAAAUUAAUCAUUAAAAACUCAUCAUAUGCAUAUUUGCUUUCUGUAAAGAAAGUGACUCAUAAAAACUGGACAUUUUGUAAUUUUUAUCAUCCUUUGUAUUGAUAUUUUUCUGAAAACUCAGAUUUAUGUAAGUUAACUUUAUUGUUUUCAAGGUUUUGUUUUCUUGAAGAUAAAAGCACUGUAGCGGCUCUGUUUGAUAUUUGUUUAUCACAUGUAAAAUGAGAAAAGAUGCUGGUAUUAGACUUGUGAAGAUUCUUUUGUCUUUAG